AUGUCUCCUCCAAAAUUCCCCUUUGCUCGCCCUUCAGGCUACGAGCCUCCUCUUGAAUAUGCCCAGCUGCGGGCCAAUGAACCUGUGUCUCAAGUUAGACUCUUCGAUGGCAGUCUUGCCUGGCUUGUCGUGAAGCACAAAGAUAUCUGCAGCGUCUUGACAGACCAGCGGCUCUCAAAGGAGAGAAACCGUCCAGGUUUCCCAGAGCUGAGUGCCGGUGGCAAGGCAGCGGCAAAGAAUAAGCCAACAUUUGUUGACAUGGAUCCACCGCAUCAUAUGCAACAGAGGAGCAUGGUUGAGCCCAUUUUCACAAAAGCGCAUAUUGACAGCACACGCCCUCACAUCCAAAAGACAGUCGACUCUCUACUUGAUAUCAUUAUCAAACAGGGAGGUGCAAAGCCCUUCGACAUAGUCGACAAAUUUGCCCUCCCAGUCCCAUCAUACAUCAUCUAUGGCAUCUUGGGAGUUCCGUUCUCAGACCUCCCAUAUCUCACACAGCAAGCAGCAAUCCGCAGCAACGGUUCGGCAACUGCAACAGAAGCGUCAAAGGCGAAUGAUUCUUUGCUCCAGUAUAUUGGCGGCCUCGUGGACCAACGCAUGGCAGCCCCUAAAGAUGAUCUCAUCAGUCUCCUGGUGACGCAGCAACUCAGUCAAGGGCACCUGAGAAAACACGAUGUUACCCAGAUGGCCUUCCUUCUCCUGGUCGCAGGAAACGCAACCAUGGUCAGCAUGAUAGCGCUCGGCAUCGUUACGCUCCUACAACACCCAGACCAAUUGGAAGACCUGAAACGAUUUCCUGAGAGAUGGACAGCACCAUUCGUGGAGGAGCUUUGUAGGUAUCAUACUGCUUCGGCUCUGGCAACAAAGAGAGUUGCCAAAGAAGAUGUGGUUAUUGGUGGGAAGACAAUUAAGCAAGGUGAGGGUAUUAUUGCUGCGACGCAGAGCGGAAAUCGUGAUGAAGAUGUGUUUCCUAACCCGGAUGUUUUUGAUAUGAAGAGGAAGAGGGGGAGGGAGGAGGCUCUGGGUUAUGGUUGGGGUGGACAUCGAUGUGUUGCUGAAUGGCUUGCAAGAACAGAACUUGAAAUCGUUUUUGCUACGCUAUUCAAGAAACUCCCCACUCUCAAACUGGCUAUCCCCUUCGACCAAGUCCAAUAUUCGCCACCGAAAAAGGAUGUUGGAAUCUCCGAGCUACCAGUUGUCUUCUAA
Messenger RNA from Venustampulla echinocandica, 1206 nucleotides. RefSeq names its product Cytochrome P450 55A2. NCBI's taxonomy places the organism in Eukaryota, Fungi, Ascomycota, Leotiomycetes, Helotiales, Pleuroascaceae. The transcript has 7 exons. Bases 1 to 1206 code for a protein of 401 amino acids. Gene Ontology annotation, molecular function: monooxygenase activity; oxidoreductase activity, acting on paired donors, with incorporation or reduction of molecular oxygen; iron ion binding. The record is from RefSeq and is a predicted model, not a curated record.